This is a messenger RNA of Rodentolepis nana, 255 nucleotides long. The record is from the annotation of a GenBank genome assembly. NCBI's taxonomy places the organism in Eukaryota, Metazoa, Platyhelminthes, Cestoda, Cyclophyllidea, Hymenolepididae.
AUGACACAAAAUUUAAGCGGUUCAACUGCUUCAAUUGCAAAAGAUGCUUCCUGUGAAGCGAAUUUUGAGGCAGAUGUAUUUUCCUCCAUCAUUAAUAUUCUGAAGGAUGGCGAAAGUCAAGCUUCCAACGAAGACAAUUUAGAGCAAUUGCAAUUCAAUGGCAUUGAAUUUCCAAACCGACUUUGUGUAAGUAAUUCUUCGGAUAUAUUUUUGUUUCAUUUAAUUUUCCAAAACCAAUUUAUUUAUCUGAAAUGA